Molecule: messenger RNA, 1411 nt
Organism: Gopherus evgoodei (Goodes thornscrub tortoise)
Lineage: Eukaryota; Metazoa; Chordata; Testudines; Testudinidae
Gene: AUH
Product: AU RNA binding methylglutaconyl-CoA hydratase
Exons: 10
Coding region: 149-1114 (321 amino acids)
Biological process (GO): fatty acid beta-oxidation
Cellular component (GO): mitochondrion
Molecular function (GO): enoyl-CoA hydratase activity
Source: RefSeq, a predicted model, not a curated record
CUCGCGCUGCCUGGGGUCGCCCGUGGGAGGGAGGGUGCGAGCGAGCGAGCGGUGCGUGCCGUAGGGUCACGUGGUGUGUGUGAACGUGGGAGGAGGGGUGGCUCCGCGGCACGAAGCCGGGGCCGGCGCGGUGGGAAGCGGCAGCAGCAUGGCGGCGUCUCUGGGCGGGCUGGGCCUCCUGCAGGGCAGAGUCAGGUUGGCUGCGGCAGCUGCUGCCUCCUCGCCUCUCAGCCGGCCGGGCGCGCGGGGGCUGGUGCGGGGAGGGGCCGCUUGUUCUCCGACGGGGAGGGGCUACAGCUCGGAGGCGAAGGGGGAGGAGGAGUUGCGGGUCCGAUACCUGGACGAGGAGAACCAAGGAAUUGUGGUACUUGGAUUAAACAGAUCUCGUGCCAAAAAUGCACUUAAUAAAAAUCUUAUAAAAAUGAUGUCAAAAGCUGUGGAUGCUCUGAAAUCUGAUAAGAAAGUACGAACUGUUAUAUUCCGAAGCGAAGUCCCUGGGAUAUUCUGUGCUGGUGCUGACCUUCAGGAAAGAGCCAAAAUGCACUCCAGUGAAGUUAGUUCUUUUGUCUCAAAAGCUAGAGCAACUAUUAAUGAAAUGGCUAAUCUUCCAGUACCAACAAUUGCUGCAAUAGAUGGGACUGCAUUAGGUGGUGGCCUAGAACUGGCGUUAGCUUGUGACAUAAGAGUGGCAGCCUCUUCUGCUAAAAUGGGUCUAGUUGAAACAAAGCUGGCAAUCAUUCCGGGUGCAGGCGGGACACAGAGAUUACCUCGUACGAUUGGUGUAUCUCUAGCAAAAGAACUCAUCUUCUCUGCACGUAUUGUAGAUGGUGAAGAAGCAAAAUCAAUAGGAUUGAUCAGUCAUGUGGUGGAACAGAAUGAAUCAGGGGAUGCUGCCUACAGAAGAGCUUUAGCCCUAGCACAAGAAUUUUUACCUCAGGGACCUCUAGCAAUAAGAGUUGCAAAAUUGGCCAUCAAUCAAGGGAUGGAGGUGGAUUUAGUAACAGGCUUAGCAAUUGAAGAAGCCUGUUAUGCUCAGACUAUUCCAACAAAAGACAGAAUUGAAGGUCUUCUUGCUUUUAAAGAAAAGAGGCCCCCUCGCUACAAGGGAGAAUAGGAGAAACUGAUACCUUGAAAAUACAAAUGAGAUAAACAUGGCUGGAAGGAUCUUUUGGCUGCACUUUGCCUCAGCGCAUGGCAUAUCACAACCACCAAAGUAAAAGCAAACCCUACCUACAUUACAACAUCUGUAAUGUGUCCAGACAUGUGCCUGGCUCAAGAAUAUGUAUCAAGUCAUACUCAGCCUGGUUUGUGAAGGUUGCUCUGUAUAUUUGCAAGGUCACAGGUUCAUAAGCAUUUCUUUUAUUUCAUACGUAUGAAACUAACCAUUCCACAAUUUAAAAAAAAAAAAAAA